Messenger RNA from Brettanomyces bruxellensis, 1146 nucleotides. It is a transcript of the gene FLD1, whose product is annotated as S-(hydroxymethyl)glutathione dehydrogenase. Bases 1 to 1146 code for a protein of 381 amino acids. The transcript is spliced from 2 exons. Lineage: Eukaryota; Fungi; Ascomycota; Pichiomycetes; Pichiales; Pichiaceae. Gene Ontology annotation, cellular component: cytosol. The record is from RefSeq and is a predicted model, not a curated record. Gene Ontology annotation, molecular function: S-(hydroxymethyl)glutathione dehydrogenase [NAD(P)+] activity; zinc ion binding. Gene Ontology annotation, biological process: formaldehyde catabolic process.
AUGUCAACCACCGGAAAGACUAUUACAUGCAAAGCAGGUAUCUGCUGGGGUGCAGGUCAAGAUGUGAAAAUUGAAACUGUUGAAGUCGCCCCACCUAGGGCUCAUGAAGUGAGAGUUAAGGUGGCAUAUACAGGUGUCUGUCACACUGAUGAAUACACUAGAUCUGGCCAAGACCGUGAAGGUGUCUUUCCAGUUAUAUUUGGUCAUGAGGGUGCUGGUAUUGUCGAAUCCAUAGGCGAAGGCGUUAUCAAUGUCAAAGUCGGAGAUCACGUCGUCUUAUUGUAUACACCAGAGUGUGGUGAAUGCAAAUUCUGUAAGUCCGGAAAGACAAAUCUUUGCUCAAAGAUUAGAAACACUCAGGGAAAAGGUUUAAUGCCGGAUGGUACGGUUAGAUUUACCUGCAACGGUAAACCUAUUUUUCACUAUAUGGGUUGCUCAUCCUUCUCUCAAUACACAGUUGUCACAGAUAUUUCCAUUGUCACUGUUAAUCCAAAGGCACCUAUGGAUAGAACCUGUUUGUUGGGAUGUGGUGUUACAACCGGUUUUGGUGCAGCCACUAAUAUCGCUAAAAUUGAGAAAGGUGAAAACGUUGGAGUUUUUGGAGCAGGAUGUAUUGGUUUAGCGGUUGUUAUGGGUGCCGUUAAGAAGCAGGCUGGAAAGAUCAUUGUUGUGGAUAUUAAUCCAGAAAAAGAGGCUUGGGCCAAGAAGUUUGGUGCAACAGACUUUAUCAAUCCAAAGACUGAUUUAAAACCGGGAGAAGAUAUUGUGCAGAAACUAACUGAACUUACAGAUGGUGGUUUUGAUUGGGAUUUCGACUGUACUGGUAAUGUUGAAGUCAUGAGGAAUGCUUUGGAAUCAUGUCACAAGGGCUGGGGUGAAUGUAUUGUUAUAGGUGUUGCACCUGCAGGUGCAGAAAUUCAUACUAGGCCAUUCCAGUUGGUCACCGGAAGAGUUUGGAGGGGUUGUGCGUUCGGUGGUGUCAAGGGUAGAUCACAAAUGCCUGGAAUUGUGGAUGACUACAUGACAGGCAAGCUUGAUGUCGAUGACUUCAUCACUCAAAGGUAUCCUUUGGAAAAGAUCAGGCAGGCAUUUGAUGAUAUGCAUAAUGGUAAAUCCAUCAGAGCGGUCAUUAACAUGCAAAACUAA